UUCUUCAGCUGUGGUUCUCUCCACAGCCUAUCCCUGGCCCUUAUCCGCUACCAGGGAAAUCCCUUGGCUGGCUUGGCAUGACAAUGUGGAUUUUUGUGGUCCUUAGAACCUCUAAUCCAUGAGAUUACGGUGAAAUUUCGUGUCUUUUUUGCUCAGAGAUCGAACUUUGUUUCGUAUCUCGCCGUCUGAGAUCAAGCUGCGAUCGAAAGAUGCGUUUUUUAUGUUGAUUUCGAGAGAAUCGCAUGUUCGUGUGAUGCCAUGGUUUCUUUGGGAAGCGCGAUGCUAGUCUCCCCGGUCGUCUUCGAGGUCUCGCCCACCGCCGUCGUCGUCGGGAGGAUCCACGUUGUUGGGGUUAGGUCUGGUUCCUCCCUCAGCUCGAGGCAAUGCCGUCGCUUCGGAGGCCGUGUCUACAGGUGCAUGGUGACCACUAACCUAAUCGAGGAGAGGGGAAUUCCGUCUUCCCUGCACGGGGACGCCGAUCUCAUUCUCAAGCCUGCCCCCAAGCCUUUACUGAAAGCACGCCCCAACGGCCCUGAAAAUCCUCCGACCUCAUUGGAAGACCGAGAGAAAGUCGUAGAAACUCUUGGCGAGGUUUUAGAGAAGGUAGAAAAGCUCGAGAAGACCGCGAAUGCAGUGAGAACUCGUGGUAAAGAGACCAAGGAUAAUGGCGUGCCCAAUGGCAGCUCCGAACAAGUUAGGCCGCAGAAUGCAACUCCAUCUACAAGGAAGUCGAGCACUGGUAAGAGUGUUUGGCGGAAAGGGAAUCCUGUCGCAAGCGUGCAAGCGGUGGUUAAAGGAACAAAUGUGUCGGGAACUCCUGCAGUAGCCCCUGUCAAGCCAAGGCUGCAAGCAAAACCUGCUGUUCUUUCACCUACACAGAAGGAGAGAAAACCCAUUCUUAUAGAUAAAUUCGCAUCGAAGAAGCCGGCUGUGGAUCCGAUUGCAGCUGCAGCAAUGAUACCAGCCCCUUUGAAGCCGGCGAAAGGAUCCUUGACAUCCAAAGUCAAAGAUGAGCGUCGCAAGAAAUCAGGUGUUACUAGUGGUUUGCGUAGACAGUUGGCGGAAGAUGGUGAGAUAGAAGAGGAAGCUUCAGAGUUCAGUGUACCUAUCCCUGGGGUCAUGAAACCAAGGAAAGGAAGAAAAUGGAGCAAGGCGAGCCGUAAAGCUGCAAGACUCGAAGCAGCUAAAGCUGCAGAACCUGUAAAAGUUGAGAUACUUGAGGUGGGUGAAGAGGGUUUGUUCAUGGAAGAAUUAGCAUAUAAUUUGGCCGUUAGCGAAGGAGAUAUUCUUUCAUUUCUAUUCUCAAGGGGGGUCAAGCCUGAUGCAGUCCACAUUCUAGAUAAAGACAUGGUUAAAAUGAUAUGCAAGGAAUAUGAUGUGGAAGUAAUUGAAGUCGAUCCAGUUAGAGUGGAAGAGAUGGCAAAGAAAGCAGAAGUACUCGAUGAGGAAGACUUGGACGUGCUAGAAGACAGGCCUCCUAUGAUUACAAUCAUGGGGCAUGUGGAUCAUGGGAAGACCACAUUGCUGGACUAUAUCCGAAAGAGCAGGGUGGUAGCAUCAGAAGCAGGCGGAAUAACCCAAGGUAUUGGAGCAUACAAGGUUCUUGUCCCAUUUGAUGGGAAGCCUCAGCCAUGCAUAUUUCUUGAUACUCCAGGCCAUGAGGCAUUUGGUGCAAUGAGAGCACGCGGAGCAAGAGUAACUGACAUUGCAAUCAUUGUAGUAGCUGCUGAUGAUGGAGUCCGCCCGCAAACUAAUGAGGCAAUUGCUCAUGCGAAGGCGGCUGGCGUGCCAAUUAUCGUAGCCAUCAACAAGGUAGAUAAGGAUGGAGCAAAUCCAGAUAGGGUAAUGCAAGAGUUAUCGUCUGUUGGACUUAUGCCAGAAAUUUGGGGUGGUGACAUUCCUAUGGUUAAGAUCAGUGCUCUUAAAGGAGAGAACAUCGACGAAUUGCUGGAAACUGUAAUGCUUGUCGCAGAGCUGCAAGACUUGAAAGCCAAUCCAAAGAGAAAUGCUAAAGGCACUGUUAUAGAAGCAGGUCUUGAUAAAGCAAAGGGAGUUGUCGCCUCACUUAUUGUGCAAAAUGGAACCCUUAAAAAGGGUGACAUUGUCGUUUGCGGUGAAGCUUUUGGAAAGGUGCGUGCUAUGUUUGAUGAUAGGGGAGAUCGUGUUGAUGAAGCUGGACCAUCAAUGGCUGUACAGGUUAUUGGUUUGAAUAAUGUACCUAUUGCUGGUGAUGAGUUUGAGGCCGUCGAAACCCUUGAUGUUGCACGUGAAAGAGCAGAAAUUCGUGCAGAAUCAUUAAGAGUUACAAGGAUAUCUGCAAAGGCGGGGGAAACAAAGGUCACCCUAUCUUCCAUUGCUUCUUCUGUUGCAAUGGGAAAACAAACUGAUCUACAUAUGCAUCAGCUGAACAUCAUUUUAAAGGUUGAUGUUCAGGGUUCAAUCGAAGCCGUCAGACAAGCUCUUCGAGUGCUCCCUCAAGACAGCGUUAACUUGAAGUUCCUCCUCCAAGCUCCUGGGGAGGUUAGCGCUAGCGAUGUCGACCUGGCUGCUGUUUCUGAGGCCAUUAUAUUUGGUUUCAACGUAAAAGCACCUGGCUCAGUGAAGAGUUAUGCUGACAAGAAGAACGUCGAGAUUCGAUUGUAUAGAGUUAUCUAUGACCUUAUUGACGACAUGAGAAAUGCAAUGGAAGGACUUCUAGAGCCAGUCGAGGAGCAAAUACAAAUAGGAGCAGGAGAAGUUCGAGCAGCAUUCGGUAGCGGCAGUGGACGAGUUGCUGGAUGCAUGAUCACUGAAGGAAAGGUAGUGAAAGAAUGUGGUGUCCGUGUUAUUCGAAACAGGAAGAUAGUUCACAUUGGUACAGUUGAUUCUUUGAGGCGGGUGAAAGAAGAUGUAAAAGAGGUUGGUGCUGGACUCGAGUGUGGUAUCGGUGUCGAUGAUUUUGACGAUUGGGAAGCCGGAGACAUUAUAGAGGCCUUUAAUACAGUGAAGAAACAGCGCACGCUCGAAGAAGCAUCUGCUUCAGUCACAGCCGCAUUAGCUAGAGCUGGUGUUGGUCUGUGAAGUGCCAAAGCUGUCAUGACGAAACAUUUAUGGUGAAUUUGAGAUGCAUAGCUGGUGGCAGUUCGAUCGUAAAGCAUCGCCCCGGCGGUGGUCCAAAGCAAGUUCAUGGCUAAAUAAGCACUUGGCUGAUCGGUUCGCCUACCAAAUCUUUACUUGACCUUCGAUGAUCCUCUGGUAAAAGUAAUUCAAUCACUGAAUCUCUUCUUCAUCUUACUGAUUAUCAACCUGUACUUAAUAGUGAUAGCCAGAAUGUGGUUGCCCUGUUUAUAAUCACUGUGUUCAUUCUCUUACCCUGUUUAUAAAGCUGUACAUGCGGCAAUGGGAAAACAGUCUUUUGGAAAGAUUGAUCGCUUUAAUCUUCA
Messenger RNA from Zingiber officinale, 3422 nucleotides. Its product is annotated as translation initiation factor IF-2, chloroplastic-like. The record is from RefSeq and is a predicted model, not a curated record. The transcript has 12 exons. Gene Ontology annotation, molecular function: GTP binding; GTPase activity; translation initiation factor activity. Gene Ontology annotation, biological process: translational initiation. NCBI's taxonomy places the organism in Eukaryota, Viridiplantae, Streptophyta, Magnoliopsida, Zingiberales, Zingiberaceae. The coding region runs from base 259 to 3060 and encodes 933 amino acids.